AUUAAACUCGGGAGAAGAAUCUCCCCAAUAAUAUGGUCGAGCGGAGCACGCACACAUAUCACCUCUCAUCGAUCCGGCCAAAAGCGAGGCGAAAGACCAUCGAUCUCGCCGCAAAAGAUACAAGUGGAACUGCGGAGAGGAGCAAAGCGAGCGCAUCGCGCAGGGGGCGCUCCAGCUUUUCUCCCACUCAAAAGAAUACACAUCGCCACACCGCAUAGCCUAGCUAUUAGCUAACUAACAAUUCCGCAUAGGCGCACAGGCCAGCUGAUCCCCUACGUAGGAGUACGUGCAGCUCGCCGGCCAUUAAAAUCCCUCGGCGCCACGUUGCGGUAACCCUCAUGUUGCCCCCUCGCCGUAGCUUACAUGGAUACGCUGUUUAGGUUGGUUAGCCUCCAAGCCUCCGAGCAGCAGCAGCAGCAGCAAUCGGCGUCGUACAACUCCAGGAGCACCACCUCCAGCGGCUCCCGGUCGUCUUCCCACCAGACCAACGCCUCCUACAACUACUACCACCACAGCACCAGCAGCGGCGGCGGGGGCGGGGGCGGCGGCGGCGGGCAGUACUACUACAGCCAGCAGCAGCCGCAGCAGUCCUACUACCUGGAGCCGUACCAAGAAGAAUGCGGUGGCAACGCCCACCAGCACCACCUCUACAUGGAUGAAGACUUCUCCUCCUCGUCCUCGUCGAGGCAGCACUUCCACUCGCACGGCGGGGCGGCCGGCCAGCCGCCCACGUCGUCUGCCACGCCCACUGCGCCCACGCCCCCGCUCUCCACAUCGUCCACGGCUGGCGGGGCGGGCCACGCGCUCUUCGAGGCGGCCGACCUGUCUUUCCCGCCGGACCUCAACCUCGACUUCUCGUCCCCGGCGUCAUCGUCCGGCGCUGGGGGUACAGCGUCAUCGGGCGCGGUUGGGGGAGGUGGCGGCGGGAGGUGGGCCAGCCAGCUGCUCAUGGAGUGCGCGCGCGCCGUUGCUACGCGCGAGAGCCAGCGCGUGCAACAGCUCAUGUGGAUGCUCAACGAGCUGGCGUCGCCGUACGGGGACGUGGAGCAGAAGCUCGCGUCCUACUUCCUGCAGGGUCUCUUCGCGCGGCUCACAGCGUCCGGUCCCCGGACGCUGCGCACGCUCGCGGCGGCGACCGACCGGAACACAUCCUUCGACUCCACGCGCCGCACCGCGCUGCGGUUCCAGGAGCUCAGCCCCUGGUCGUCGUUCGGGCACGUGGCCGCCAACGGUGCCAUACUGGAAUCUUUCUUGGAGGCCGCGGCCGCGUCGUCGGAGCCGCAGAGGUUUCACAUCCUCGACCUCAGCAACACCUUCUGCACGCAGUGGCCGACGCUGCUCGAGGCCCUGGCCACGCGGUCCCCCGACGACACGCCGCACCUGUCCAUCACCACCGUCGUCUCGGCCGCGCCGUCGGCUCCGACGUCCGCCGUGCAGCGCGUCAUGCGGGAAAUCGGGCAACGCAUGGAGAAGUUCGCGCGGCUGAUGGGCGUGCCCUUCCGCUUCCGCGCCGUGCACCACUCCGGGGACCUCGCGGAGCUCGACCUCGACUCGCUCGACCUGCGCGAGGGCGGCGCAAACACCGGCAUCGCCGUCAACUGCAUGAACUCCCUGCGCGGCGUGGUGCCGGGCGGUGCCCGCCGGCGCGGGGUGUUCGCCGCGUCCCUCCGCCGCCUCGAACCUCGGAUCGUCACCGUGGUCGAGGAGGAGGCAGACCUGGUGGCGACCGACCCCGACGCGUCCGACGAAGGCUGCGACACGGAGGCGGCAUUCCUGAAGGUGUUCGGCGAGGGCUUACGGUUCUUCUCGGCUUACAUGGACUCGCUAGAGGAAAGCUUCCCCAAGACCAGCAACGAGAGGCUGGCAUUGGAGAGGGGAGCAGGGCGCGCCAUUGUGGACCUGGUCUCGUGCCCAGCGUCGGAGUCCAUGGAGCGGCGGGAGACGGCGGCGGCAUGGGCGCGGCGCUUGCGGUCGGCCGGGUUCUCACCGGUGCCAUUCAGCGAGGACGUAGCCGACGACGUGCGGUCACUACUGCGCCGGUAUCGGGAGGGCUGGUCGAUGCGGGAGGCCAGCACGGAUGAGUCGGCGGCCGGAGCUGGCGUGUUCCUCGCGUGGAAGGAGCAGCCUCUGGUGUGGGCAAGCGCUUGGAGGCCAUGAUCGAGAUGGAGAUGGAAAUGGAGCGAGGUCAGCAAUGCACGUGCAAGGAUUGGAUGCAGCCAUGCAUUGGGUCCUCAGAUCAACGGUACGCGCAUGUAGGGUUUUGAAGCGGCGCAGGCAAGCGUAGGAAGGCGACAGACAUUAAUGGAUAGCUCACGUACGUAUGUUGGAGGUGAUCGAGGAGGUGGGUGAUCAUAGCUUUAGCUCUUAGACUCGCAUCGAUUUUUAUCAUCGUUCGCCACAAGUUCUUGGCGUACGCCAUGAUUUGAUUUGUUUCCUUAAUUUCUUUGCUCUUUGCUUUGUGUUUUCGUCUUGUAAGGUUAACAAAUUAUUCUUCCAUCCUUUUGGAGCAAACUUACGUGCAUGCUUCUGUCA
Molecule: messenger RNA, 2532 nt
Organism: Hordeum vulgare subsp. vulgare (domesticated barley)
Lineage: Eukaryota; Viridiplantae; Streptophyta; Magnoliopsida; Poales; Poaceae
Product: protein SHORT-ROOT 1
Exons: 1
Coding region: 364-2157 (597 amino acids)
Biological process (GO): radial pattern formation; negative regulation of mitotic cell cycle; asymmetric cell division
Cellular component (GO): nucleus
Molecular function (GO): sequence-specific DNA binding; DNA-binding transcription factor activity
Source: RefSeq, a predicted model, not a curated record